CAGACCCCCGCACCCGGCCGCAGGGCGCAAGGCGGCGCGGGUGCCGCACAGUCUCCCGCACGAGUGAAGGGGCAGUGGCGGCAGGGGUAGGUCCGGCCGCGCGGACCGAGCUCCUGGCUCGGGCAGGUCACCAGCACAGGGCUGCAACCAUGAGCCUGGUGGCCUGCGAGUGCCCUCCGGGACCUGGCCUGGAGCCUGAGCCUUGCUCUCGAGCUCGGUCUCAGGCCCGCGUGUACCUGGAGCAGAUUCGCAACCUGGUGGCUCCUGGGGCCCCUGACAUGACCAAACGUGACUACCUGGUGGAUGCCGCCACGCAGAUCCGGCUGGCCUUGGAACGUGAUGUCAGUGAGGACUAUGAGGCCGCCUUCAACCACUACCAGAAUGGCGUGGACGUGCUGCUGCGCGGCGUGCAUGUUGACCCCAACAAGGAGCGAUGUGAGGCUGUGAAGCUGAAAAUUACCAAGUACCUACGGCGGGCCGAGGAGAUCUUCACCUGCCACCUGCAGAAGACCCUGGGUGGGGGAGCCAGCCCUGGCACGGGCUUCAGCACGCUGAGGCUCCGGCCCAUCCGCACACUGAGCUCUGCCCUGGAGCAGCUGAGGGGCUGCAGGGUGGUCGGGGUCAUCGAGAAGGUGCAGCUGGUCCAGGACCCAGUGACCGGAGGGACCUUCGUGGUAAAGAGCCUGUCCAGGUGUCCUGUGGCGAACCGGGAGCGACUGACCAUCAUCCCGCACGGUGUCCCCUACAUGACCAAGCUGCUCCGCUACUUCAUGAGUGAGGACUCCAUCUUCCUGCAGCUGGAGCACGUGCCAGGAGGCACUCUCUGGUCGCACCUGCUCUCCCAGGAGCAGCCCCAACAGUCUGGGGGCAGAUCUGGCUCCAGCCCAGAGAGGAUGAAGGCUCCACUCACCCCACCCCUCGGCCUCCAGACCCCCGCACUGCUUCCCCGGGAACCCACCUGCCUGCAGGACAGAAUCCUUCUGGAGCCUCCACGGACUUCCCGGAGACUUCCCCCAGCCAGGGAGGCCCCGCCCGUCAUGCCCCAGAGCGAGGCUGAAGGCGACCCCUCUGCCAGGACCCAUACUUCCCGCCCCUCGGACUUUCCGAAGGCCCCAAGUGGCCGCCUGCACCUCCAAGCCAGGCGGCGACCUGGCCAGAGCUCGGACGUGAGGCCCUCUUGGGGGCUCCCUUGGGUUCAUCAGGGGGCCGUCCGGGUGCUGGGGGCCUGUGGCCGAGGCAGGAGUCCGAGCCGCCCCUUAGCGGCUGGGGCCCGCCCAGGGUCAGGCUGGGGCGCCUGGAGAGUGAAGGAGGAGCAGGUGAAGCAGUGGGCGGCGGAGACCCUGCUGGCCCUGGAGGCGCUGCACCAGCAGGGGGUGCUGUGCCGAGACCUCAACCCCCGGAACCUGCUCUUGGACCAGGCAGGUCACAUCCGGCUCACGUAUUUUGGCCAGUGGUCCGAGGUGGAGCCCCACUACUGCAGGGAGGCCGUGGACAAUCUCUACAGCGCCCCAGAGGUGGGGGGCAUUUCUGAGCUGACGGAAGCCUGUGACUGGUGGAGCUUCGGGUCUCUGCUCUAUGAAAUGCUGACGGGAACCGCCCUGUCGCAGAGCCACCCCUCAGGAAUCCAGCCCCACACACAGCUCCAGCUGCCUGAAUGGCUCAGCCGCCCCGCGGCCUCCCUCCUGACCGAGCUGCUGCAGUUCGAUCCUGCCCGACGCCUGGGUGCCGGAGGUGGCGGUGUAGACAAGCUCAAGGCGCACCCCUUUUUCAGCAGUACCCAGUGGAGCAAACUGGGGGGGCAUUUGUCCUAUUUACCAUUUUGCAUUUUCGUCUUGGGGGUCCAUUCAAUUCAUCGUCCACUGUGACUUCACAAAACACAUGGAAUGAUUGCCUAAGCUUUUAGCCAGAACCAAAAAUGUUUCUGGUCCCUGAGGAACCGGGGUAAGUAGUUACCUCAAAGAAAGUCCCCUCCCAGGUGUGGGGGCCCUCUGAUUCCCCUGGGGGCUCACCCUGUCACGGGGGUGUGGCACCUAAGAAGGAUAUUUCACCAGACCUCUGCCCCCAACCUCUUCCUUCCAGUGUCUCACCACCACCACCAGGGGGCGCCAGACACUUCAUCAGUCUGGCUGUGAAGGCCCAACUCUAACUAGGGGAAGGGACGACUCCUGCAAAGGGCAGGCUGGGGGAAACAGACUGUGUGCGUGUGCUUUCCCUGGGGCUUGCCCAUACCUCCCCCACCCUAAUAAAGCCUGCCAUUGCC
Mustela lutreola (European mink) is the source of this 2260-nucleotide messenger RNA. It is a transcript of the gene RPS6KL1, whose product is annotated as ribosomal protein S6 kinase like 1. Gene Ontology annotation, molecular function: ATP binding; protein kinase activity. The coding region runs from base 150 to 1865 and encodes 571 amino acids. The record is from RefSeq and is a predicted model, not a curated record. The transcript has 12 exons. Gene Ontology annotation, biological process: protein phosphorylation. Lineage: Eukaryota; Metazoa; Chordata; Mammalia; Carnivora; Mustelidae.